This is a messenger RNA of Mytilus trossulus (common blue mussel), 2761 nucleotides long. RefSeq names its product leucine-rich repeat-containing protein 72-like. Lineage: Eukaryota; Metazoa; Mollusca; Bivalvia; Mytilida; Mytilidae. The transcript has 8 exons. The coding region runs from base 113 to 943 and encodes 276 amino acids. The record is from RefSeq and is a predicted model, not a curated record.
AUUUGUUUGUUAAUAUAUAGAUACAUAAACGAUUUCAAUUAUUAUAUUUAAACAAAAACUGAGUUACGAAAAUAGUACCAGCUUCAUUUACAUUAUUUUGACAACCAGCAAGAUGGCGGACACUGGACUGAUGAAAAAUAAUUGCAUGUCAAAUCAAGCCAUCAAAUCAUUGCUGGAGAAAUGCGGCAUCAAAAAAGAUAAAGAUGUGGAAGAGCUGUAUUUAUCAAAUCAAGAUCUUUCAGAAGUUGUUGAUUUAACCAGAUUUAAAUUCUUGAAGAUAUUAUGGUUGAAUGCAAAUAAGCUCAGAAGUAUUAAUUGUUUGACAAACAACUUCCUGUUGAAAGAACUCCAUCUAGAGAACAAUCAGCUAACAACAAUCUGUGGAAAGUUACGACAUCUAACUUGUCUUGAGGUUCUAAUGUUACAUAACAAUCAACUCACUAAACUAGAGAGAGUCGCUAAAGAAUUCAACAAAAUGCAAACUUUACACACACUUAACCUAUUUGACAAUCCAGUUUCUCAGGAACCAGGUUACCGACUGUUAUUAAUUCAUACAGUUCCCUCGUUAAGACUGCUGGAUAGACAAGAGGUAGGGAAGACAGAAACAGAUCAAGCCAGGAGAGUUUACGACCAGGAACAAGAAAAGAUAAGGGAGACAAUCGCAUUUGGUAGACGAUCAGAAGGACCCCCAGAGUUAUAUUACCCCACAGGUCUAGAAAGAUCACGAACCACAGAUAUAGAAUCCAAACAUAUAGGAAACAGUUACUUGAGAGACAAUCCUCCAUAUGACAACACAGAAGAAGCAGUAAAUGCUAGACGAUUAAAGAAGUCAGUCACUGUUUUUACCACAUUCGAUUGGUCGAAAAUACCACGAUAUGAAGAAAGACGACAGAUGGACAAACCUUUUGAUUCGCCAGAAAUCAUAACACAUGUUUAUCGUUAAUUCAUUAUCUGUUAUCAUUUUUUUUAAACUGUGAUAAAUAUAAAAGUAUUAGAAUUUAUUUGUGAUAAUUGACGAAGUAUUAGAAUUCAUUGGUGAUAACUUAAGAUGUAUUAGAAAUUCAUAGAGUAUUAAAAAAAAAAAGUAUUAGAAAAUAAUUCUUUUUAGUAUCAAAACAUUUUUUUUAGCUUCAAAUAUAUCAGUAUUUCAUGGACAUGUUUUAUAAGUGCUAUUUAUUGGUGUAACUAAAGAGAAGAUUGCAAUUGAAUUUGUUUAUGUUACAGGGAAUGUUUUGAUAUUGCUGUCAAUAUACUAUAUAUAUAUAGAAAUAUGAUAUUGUCAGAUAGAAAAUAGGGGCCAUCUCAAAGGUAGUUGGUAGCAGAGGUCUAAAUUACAAACAUUGGAAUUUUUCAUAGGGGUAUUGGAAAAUAUCAUGCAGGCUACUUUUUAUGACUGAUUUCAUUUAAAGAUUCAUGAUUUCAUGAGUUUAAUUGUAAAACCAAUUAUUUGAUUUAAUGAAUGUUUCAGUGCAACACAUGUAUAUUGACCACUGCCAUCAUUAUGGAUGAAAAUAAUUUGAUUAUAUGACUGGUCAUCUCUGCUUAAUGGAACUGAUUUCAAUAAAACAUAACUAUACAGUGUUCAUUUAUUCAGUUUUUUAUGGCAAAUCAGUAUAAAAGAUCGUUUCAUGGUAUUACAUUUUUAAAAGAUGGUGUUGAUCACCACAUAUUAUAUACUUUUUGUACCAUCUACAUAUUAUUCUACUGUGGGUAGUUGUAGUUAGAGCUAUUAUUUACCAACUGAUAAUAACAGCUUUGUAUUUUUUUACUUGUCUUUGACUAUCAUUAUAAUAAUUUUAAACGUUGAAAUAUAAGAAGUGUGGUAUGUUAAUCAGAUUUUUUUGAUUUGAUACCAAAUUAAGUUAGGAGUUAUCUCCCUUUACUGCUACUUUCUUAAAAAUCCAUAAAAGAAUCCUUACUAUCAGAAUUUGGUCUUACCAAACAUCUUAUUUUACUUUAAUUCGUUUAGUACAUGUCAGAUGAUAAACUAUAUUUUUCAAAGAAAAAAACGACUGAUAGAAAAGUGAUUUAUAUUGCACAUUUAUUUUUUUAUUAUAAAAAUAGAAAUUUUAAAACUUCAGACACAAUCAUAACAAACAAUCAAGUGAAUUUCUGCUUUAUUUCCGGCAGAUUGACAUUACUAGUAUUAUACAAUACCAACUGUUUUCUUCAAUAAAUCCUAUUUCUGAAAUUGUCAGAUUCUAGUUUGAUGUAUGCAGAACUAUUCACUUCAUUUCUUAUAAUUAUUAUUUUCCUGUCCAAUUAUCCAACACAAAGUUUAGUCAGAUUUGUAUAUGAUCUCAUUUACAUACUAUAAUAAUACAUAAUAUGCAAACAGUCAAAUGUAAUUACUGAUGUUCUUUAACAGUCCUGUCUUUGUUAAUUUAAUAUUUGAGAUGGGUAGGUUCUUGGUCUGUUUUUAAGUCAAAACUGGGGACAAAUAAAUUAUUGUUAUUUUAGUAGAACAGUUGUUUUCAAGGCAGUACCCAUACAAUAAUAAUUAACUUAUUUUUGAUCGAUUUCUUGAAUAUACCACUUUUUAGGCCUAAAAAUAGAAGAUGACUUUAAAGAAGUAUCAUCUCCAUAUUUUUUAUGUUAUUUUAUUCCAUUGGUGAAAGCCAUGUUAAUUAUGUAUUGACAUUGGAUGUUGGAUUUUUAUGUUUUUGUUUUUGUUUGCACUAGUUUUGUAAAAUGACAUUCCAUAAAUUUAUUUUUGUUGACAUUUUUUAAGCAAUACAUAUUGCAUUUAUUACGAAUAAUA